Molecule: messenger RNA, 756 nt
Organism: Knipowitschia caucasica
Lineage: Eukaryota; Metazoa; Chordata; Actinopteri; Gobiiformes; Gobiidae
Source: the annotation of a GenBank genome assembly
AUGAAAUCUUUUCGCCAAGAAGCAUCAUUUACUACACUGUGGCAAAGCGUGGUUGGUGAGGCAAGUGAUCUUCAUCUUGAGAGCCCGUCUGUGCCCAGGCCUCGUAAACGUCCCUGCCGCCUGGAGGAUGGAGGUGCCCCGCAGCACGCAUUUAAAACUCCCGAGGACGUCUACAGACAGCUGUACUAUGAUGUUAUUGACACAGCAGUCACCUCAUUGGACACUCGAUUUAGUCCGUCCGUGUUUGAUUACAUGAAGAAAGUGGAAGAUUUUCUCACUGGAAAGAAGAGCUGUGAAAGCAUCAUUGAGUUCCACGGAGAUGAUUUGGAUGAGACGAGGUUAACGUUGCAUCGUGACAUGUGUAUGGAUUUGGCCAAACAAAAAGGACCCAAAGAACAGAGAGGUGAUUCCCAGGCGGACGGAGCUGAUGGGCUGCACCUUGAGGUGGACUGGAGCAGCGGAGCAGGCUGUUAUGGCUUCUUCUGCUGCCCGUGCAUGGCCUGCUCUGUGGCCGGCGGCUUGGGGGAGAAUCGCUGUCUGCCUCUCUGUGACAUCUUCAGCCCGGCCAUCACUGCAUCCUGCGGGCUGCCCCUGUGUGUGCCCCCCUCUGCCCUGGCUCUGAGGGUCGCCAUUAGGCACAGAUAUGGUAUCAAGGGUUCUCUGUGUAAGGACAUUUGCUCGUCCUGUUUCUGUGAGUGGUGCUCCUACUGCCAGAUGCAUCGUGAGAUCAAAUACCGCAAGAAACAGCCACAGUAG